Aureobasidium namibiae CBS 147.97 is the source of this 1656-nucleotide messenger RNA. RefSeq names its product amidase. Bases 1 to 1656 code for a protein of 551 amino acids. Lineage: Eukaryota; Fungi; Ascomycota; Dothideomycetes; Dothideales; Saccotheciaceae. The transcript has 2 exons. The record is from RefSeq and is a predicted model, not a curated record.
AUGUCUGUUCCGGUCAUACAAACUUUUCCUGUCCCCGCAGGCGACGCUGCUUUCGAGAAAACUCGCCGCCAUCUCAUCAAUCAAUUUGAUGCAAAGAUACCGCAGGAUUAUAUCAUCGCACGCCACGUGAUUGACAAACCGCCAACGGACGUCACUGAAAUUCCUCGGUCAUGCGGCAUUCUCAGCGCCGAGGAGAUCGCUAUCACGGAAGACUACGAUGCAGUCGACCUAGCAAAGGCUAUUGCCCAGCGCAAGUAUACUGCGGUAGCCGUUGCGACUGCGUUCUCAAAGCGAGCAAUCAUCUGCCAUCAAAUCAGCAACUGCCUGACUCAGUGGUUCCCUGAAGAAGCGAUCAAGCAAGCCAAGUCACUGGACGACUAUCUCGAUGAGCAUGGACACACCGUCGGACCAUUACACGGAGUUCCAUUAAGUCUAAAGGAACAUAUUGCCAUUCGAGGAAGAGGAACGUCCUACGGGUUUCUUGCCUCAAAUCAUGUCAGCGACAAUGAUAGCUUGCUGGUGUCCAUACUUCGGGACUCCGGAGCUGUCUUUUACGUCAAAACAAUGCAGCCUCAAGGUCUCUUGCAUAUGGAGAGUGACAACUAUAUGGGACGAGUGUUGAAUCCGUACAACAUUCACUUGUCAGCUGGUGGUUCCUCAGGUGGUGAGGCGGCCCUCGUCGCACUCCGCGGAUCUGUUCUGGGCGUGGGCUCAGACUUGGGAGGCAGUAUCCGAGCUCCAUCUGCCUUCUGCGGUCUGUAUGGCUUCAAACCUACAGCGAAUAUCUUGCCAAUGCAAGGCCUUCUGCCCCGAGGAUUCGCAGCCGGCCUCAAUAUCCAGCCAUGUGUAGGGCCAAUGUGUCGAUCGUUGAGAGACAUGGAUCUGUUUAUGCGCACCGUCAUCGACUCCAGACCAUAUCUUAAAGAUCCGCUUCUAGUACCUAUUCCAUGGACAGGCACAAAAACAUCAACCGCGCCGAGACUCAAGAUCGGUAUCAUGGCCAUGGAUGACAUGAUCACACCAAUGCCGCCCUUGACCCGUGCUAUCUCAUGGGCGCAGCAGAGACUGGACGCACGUCCGGAUGUCGAAGUCAAGAAAUUCACGCCAUACAGAGCCCGCGAGGCACUGGACUUGACACGCCGCAUCUUCACACCAGACGGUGGUGUUGGUUUUCGUAAGCUUCUCGCUGCAUCAGGCGAGCCAGAGCAUCUCUUAUCUACAGCCGUACUCGACAAAGCCACCGACUCUAGUCAUGUCAACCAGAUAUCCAUGCUGCGAGCAGAGCGAGACGACUUCCGCCGCGAGAUGGCAGCACACUGGAACGAACAAGAUGUAGAUCUGGUCUUGAUGCCUGUGUUCGUUGGACCCGCUCCUGCCCAUGACACAGCUAUCUACAAGGGCUACACUAGUGUAUGGAAUCUGGUUGAUUAUCCAGCCGUCGCCAUCCCAACACCACUCGUUGCAGAAGCGAAGGGCGUGGAGAAGUAUGCUGAUCAGCAAGACAUUGGCGUUGAGGACCAAUAUGUUCGUCGUAUGUAUGAACGUGCUGAUUUCGCAGGGGCGUCGUUGGGAUUGCAGCUCGUCGCGCGCAAGCAUCAUGAUAAUCUCUUGUUUGGGGCAUUGAGAUUGAUUCAAGACGCGCUUGAGCUCAAGUAG